UCAGCGCUUUGUCUCAUCACCUGAACGACUUGUGAACAUGUUUGCUGCAGCAUGUCUGAUGUCUGUCUGUUCCUGUAGGCAUCAGCACCUUCUCCAACAACUCCGGCUCCCUGGAAUACAGUAUUUCAGAGGAGGAGCCGGGUCCUCUACGGAGCGACGCCGAGGCUAAAGGAGGACCUAAGAUCAGCCGCACCUUCAGCUACAUCCGCAACAAGAUGACCAAGAAGAGCAAGGAGAAGGAGAGGAAAGGCGAGAGGGAGCGGGAGAGCAAAGAGAGAGAAAAGAAGAGUGCAAGUGGUCACGUCUUCAUCCCCGCCGGCGCGUCUCCAUCCGCGGCCUGUCAGCACUGCAGCAAAGUCCUCAACAGCAAGGAGACGUUCCUCUGCAACAACUGUGGGGCCCAUGUGCAUAAGUGCUGCAGAGAGAGUCUGCCCACCUGUACAAAGAGCAAAGCAAAGACGUCCUGUGUUUGCUUCCAGCAGCAGUUGCCGGUGGCAGAAGCUGUUCCGGGGUCAGCUGUUAACACCAGGAGUAAAUCUACAUCUUCAGCAUCGUCUGCGUCCUCUACGUCUUCCUCGUCGUCACGGGAACGCUGGUCCACAGCAACCAGCCCUGAAGAGCAGCUCCCCUUGAGUUUUCCACGAAGACACCCAGGUCUGUUCAACCCGCACAGCAACCUGGCAAAGAGCAUCUCCACCAGCAACAUAGCCGGGCUGGACGAAGUGUCACUUAAAGGCCUGAAGUUUCUUUCCCAGUCCACUGACUCUCUGCACAAGGGGGGCAAAGUCAACGCCUCCACGGAGUCCCUGACGGAUGAAGGUACGGAGAUGAUGGACAGCCAGCUGAUGGGAGAGUUUGAGUGCGACACUAAAGAUCUGGAAGCCGACUCUUGGAGCGGCACCAUGGAGAAGAAGUUCUUGAAAUUGUUGAAGAAAGACGAAAUCAAGAAACAAGACGUUAUCUAUGAGUUGUACCAGACGGAGUUCCACCACGUGAGGACGCUGAAGAUCAUGUCUGAAGUCUACUACAAAGGUCUUCAGAAAGAGCUGCAGCUCGACCCUCAAACCCUGGACAAGAUCUUCCCCGUUUUGGACGACAUGUUGGAGACGCACACACAUUUCCUCACUCUGCUCCUGGAGAGAAAGAAAGCUUCAUCAACCGAAGGACAGAACAACAACUACCUCAUCUUCAGCAUCGGGGACGUGCUGCUCAACCAGUUUUCAGGCAGCAGCGCCGAUCGCAUGAAGAGAGUUUACGGGAAGUUCUGCAGUCGCCACAGCGAAGCCGUCAAUCUCUACAAAGACCUGCACGCCAAAGACAAACGCUUCCAGGCGUUCAUCAAGAGAACGAUGAGCAGCAGCAUUGUGCGGCGACUCAGCAUCCCAGAGUGCAUUCUGCUGGUCACCCAGAGGAUCACCAAGUACCCCGUCCUCAUCCAGAGGAUGCUGCAGCACACUAAAGACUCCGAUGAAGACCACGGCUGCGUCUGUGAAGCUCUGCGCUGCGUGAAGGAGAUGAUCACGGCUGUGGACAGCAAGGUCAACGAGCAGGAGAAGAAACAGAAGCUGAGGGAGGUGUACAGUCGCACCGACAGCAAGUCCAUCAUGAGGAUGAAGAGCGGCCAGAUGUUCGCUAAGGAGGACCUGAUUAGAGGGAGGAAGCUGCUGCACGACGGAGCGCUGCAGCUGAAGAACUCCGCCGGGCGGCUCAAAGACGUCCAGGCCAUGCUGCUGUCGGACGUGUUGAUAUUUCUUCAAGAAAAAGACCAGAAAUACGUCUUUGCCUCAUUGGACCAGCGCUCCACCGUCAUCUCUCUGCAGAGCCUGAUAGUCCGAGAAGUGGCCAACGAGGAGCGAGGUCUCUUUCUGAUCACGGCUGGAAUAGAGAAACCAGAGAUGGUGGAGGUGUUGGCCAGCAGCAAGGAGGAGCGCAACACGUGGAGAGCCAUCAUACAGGACGCCAUGCACUGCAUGGAGAAAGACGAGGACGAGGGAGUCCCCAGUGAGACAGAAGAAGACCGGAGGCAGCAGGAGAGCAGAGCGAAGGAGAUCCGAGAGCUUCUGCGAAGGAAAGACGAGCAAAUCAUCUCUUUAUUGGAAGAGAAGGUCCACAUCUUCAGGGACCUGGGCGACUCUAGUCCCGCCCCUGAUGAUCCCAGCCCACCGGUCAGAGAGCGGAUGUUGUUCAUGGCCACACCCGACGACGUCACCAAGGGGGAGCCAAUCAUGAUGGACGCCCUGAGGGAAGUGGAGACCCUGCAUGGCUUGGUCAACAGCGGCUGCAGUGUUCCAGUCGGCCUGACAGGGGGCAGCGUGGGACCGGUCUGCCUGCCCAGGAGAGCGGAGACAUUCGGGGGCUUCGACAGUCACCAGAUGAACAGCAGCAAGAAUGGAGACAAGGAGGAGGGGGAUGAAUCACUGGACCUCCGUAGGACUGAGUCAGACAGCGUGUUGAAGAAGGGAGCCACCGCCAGCCUCCAGAUGUUGCUGAAGAGAAACCAUGAGCAGGUGCAGCACAGUGUGACGCAUCUUCACGGCCUGCUGAUCUCACUUCAGGCCGUGGUAGUGCAGCAGGACUCGUACAUCGAGGACCAGCGGCAGACGCUGAGCGAACGGCUCACCGCCAAUUCUUCCAGACACUCGUCGUCCUCCUCGCUUUCGUCGUCUUCCUCGUCCCGCCCUUCCUCCCUCAUCGAGCAGGAGAAACACAGGAGCCUGGAGAGACAGCGGCAGGAGGCGGCCACCCUGCAGAAACAGCAAGCUGCACACCAGGAGGAAAAGAGGAGGAGAGAGAAGGCGUGGGAGCUGAAGGACAGGUGUCUGGCAGAGCGGGAGGAGAGGCUAAGAGCAGACGAGGACCAGACCCAGAUGAGGCAUCGGGAGGUGACGGAGGAGUGGGAGGCGCUCCGGAGGAGGAAAGAGGAGUACCAGGUGGAGCUGGAGAGGCUGAGGGAGGCGCAGAGGAGGCUGGACAGAGACAAGGAGGCUCUGAAGAGAGACACCGAGAGACUUGAGGCCAUGAAGAAAGACGAGUCGGAGCAGCUUCAUCGGUACCAGCGGACUCCCUCCACCACCUCCGAGGAGUCCAUAAGGUUCCACAGCUCCGGGUCUCUGGACCUCGAGCCGAAGGAGGCAGCAGAACAGCCGAAAGUGGUGGAGCUCUCAACCUCCGCCCCGACCAAAGAGCCUUUCCUCCGCAUCGGAUCCAAGAGGAUGAAGAAAAACUUCAACCCCUUUUCCUCGUCAUCCUCCUCCAAGACUCAGGGAGCAGAGAAGGAGGCGCAGCUCCCCAACAGGCUGCUUCAGCUGACCAAACCCAAGGAGAAGAAGGACAAGAGGAAGACGAAGGGCAAAGCAGAGCAGACACAGACAGCUGGAGUGAUGUUGGAUCCUCAGAACGACGGGGACAUCUUCUUCUGCUGAGGACAGGGACAGCUUACAUGUGGACCCCUGAGUGACCCCUUAGCUCUCUAUUUGGAAAUGAAAUGCCCACAUGGGUCUCCUUUGCAGGCCGCAUGGACUUGGACACUGUCCCGACCGAAAGGAAGACGAUCCAACUAACCUGCAACAAGCACUGACCUCCUCCAUGAGUCCCCAGCUGAUGUCCCGUUGAGCUGGGGACUCAAUCAGGGGGUCUUUGAUCAACAAGUACGCCCCUCCCCUCCCCUCCCUCCUUCCAUUAGUAAAUCCAUCAAGAGGAAGAGGUAUUCCUGAUGUCUCCUGGCUGUAGGGACCCUCAAACCUCCUCCAGAAUCCAGACUGUAGCUUCAACACUUGUAGUGCCUUAAGUCUCUGACAUGGUCUCCGUCUGAUGGACGCAGUCACUGCAGGACAGGUGCUUCACAAUCGCCAAGCAAAGGAAAUCUGUCAUCAAACAGAUCAGAUGAAUCCAUGAACGCCUUUUUGGUGUGACAAUCACAGCAGUGCAACUUAAAAUACACACAUAUAUAUAUAUAUAUAUAUAUAUAUAUAUAUAUAUAUGUGUGUGUGUGUGUAUUUGUAUGUAUAUAAUGAGUGAGUGAUGCCUCAUUUUAACGGUUUGCCAUUUCCCCUUAAUGAUCUCAUCACACGUUGGUUACAGUCAUUUGCGUGGGAACAUCACUAACAAAUGAGCUGCAUUUAAAUCCAAACCAAUCUGCCUUUCAUAGCUGCAGAUUUUAUUCUUAAUAUAUCGUCAAUGUUUUGUGAUGACACAGAUCCCCAGGAGCUCGUUCUUUUACCCUUUUGUAACAUGUAGCACACCGGUUUUGAGUUGAGUAUUUGAUGUUUAUCUACAUCUCACCCUUUUGCACGUCCAUUAAAACUCUCUGAAACCAUUCGGCAAUGACAGAAUAGUAAAAGUAAUAUAGAAUAAACCGGCUCGUCCUAGAUUCAUACUGUGAUGACGUGGUCAUAUCACGUUUCUGCCUCUACGGUCCAAAUGAACGACCUUUGGCACGUUGAGAAAUGGAACAAAACCAAAUGUGGUUGUUAAUGUUUUACACAUUUAAAACGUCACUUUAACUGAGCUCUGUAGUUCGUUCUUGACUUUUAUUAAUAUCUCCAGAGUUCUCCAGGAGCAUUUGACUUCGUCAGCAGAUUGACUCAAACAUCCACGUUGAUGUAAAUCAAUUUGGAUAAUUGUAUUACUAUAUUAAUAAUAUUGCAUUAAUUUGCCCCUCUGUAAUAAUCGUUGAUUUUAAAAGGAAAAUUAUAAUUUAGUUAAGCCCUACUGAAGUCUUCAAAGAGAGACAAUCAUUGGUUUUACAUUGUAUUUGGUCGAUCAGUACACAUAGAGAUACUGUGGAUUGUCAAAGGAAGGCUCAUGGACGGGCCUUUUAAACGGGGAUAACUAUUUAUAAAUAGUUUCUCUCAAAGGAACUUUACAGAUACUUAAAAUCGACCCAUAAUCCCUUUGAGCGUUGCAUAAAAUCCCCGUUAUUUUGAUCUGAAAAGGACGAAUAGAAGCCAAAGCUCAGUAUCCGUUAAUACCCGACCCCUUCAACAAAAUCCUCCCCCUAUGAACUGAACAUUGCGUGAUUUCCGAUGCUGGUUAUCCUCCUCAGCCCUGCUGCUCCCGUUCAUCCACUGUGCGAUUAAAAAAACCUGCAUUGAUUUUCUUCUCCUGUUCUCUGCUGAGAAGAGCUUCAAGACGCCGGGGCUGGAGAACAAUAUUCCAGCCCUCGGUGGCACAUUGUCCUCUGACACGGAGAGUGUGAGAACACCAGAGGCGGUCGGUCUUCCUUCCGGUCUUCAGGUUCAAGGGCAAAGAAAACCUUCUUUGGAGACUCGAGAAGCAAAUACUGAUUUCUAUCCGUGGAAAUUCUCAUGAAUACCAAUCGAUUACAAAAUGUAAUUUCUUCAGUACCACACAGCAUUAAAACCAGUGACCAGUUAAAGUUCUGCUCCCUAAACAAGAAACUAUAUGCACUCUUUAGUUAAUUAAAUAAAGGGAGGGAGGAAAGGUUAUUUUCAUGUCUGCAUUAACUUGUCAUUCUGCGUGCAGAGGUUUAAUUCUACACUGUACGCUUCAGGCUCUAACCGUUACAAAGAGGCCGCGCGCUACUUUAGCCCUCUAGCUAACGUCAACGUGUCUUCUGCUGGCGAAAACAGCUUUUUAACUUUAAUGCUAACGUCAUUUUGAAGAGAGAGUUAGCUAACCGACUAACGACACGCUAAGAACUAUGUGAGCACAAACAUGGCUCAGUUUACAUGUUGAAUCAUGUAGCUAUUCUAUAACAGAACAGUUUAGCGUGUAAGCUAUUUUUAGUGUCACCAGCCUCUUCACACACUGAUGGUUUUCUUUUUCUUGCUUUUCACUGACAGAAAAUAUUUUUAAAAAUUCCUUUAUAUGUUAAUAAAAUAAUCACCUAAUUUGGAUUCCAGUCGGAAUGGAGUAGAUGAACUGAAAUAAACCAAAAAAACACAUUUGAAGGGAAGUGUCUCAGAUGGCAAUCCUUGUGAAUGUAUUACAGUGUUUAACAUGUUGAAUCUGAAUGUAUUUCCCACUCAUGGUUUUUGCUGUAAUGCGGAGCUAUGAAUUCAGCUACCUAAUUUUUCUGAAAUUAGCAAGCACAUCGCACAUAGUGGCAGUCUCGCUUCUGCUGUGGAGAGAAGGAUCAAUUCAUUUAAAUAUCGACAUUAGAUUUACCAGCUGUGGUGCAGCGGCUUUCACUCGUCCUGUAAUUUUGAAUGAGUGGAAGUGACUCCAGAGGAUCCACAAAACGUUCGAUACACAAUGUGCCGCUUUGGAUGUCUCGAUCGUAAUAAGCUAAAGUGACAGAAGCUCGGAGGUUUGUGGUGGUUUGGGCCCCCCUCUCUCCUCCCUAACGUUGUUCCAUUCAGCGUGCGCUAGAAUUUUAAUAAAACCAUUCAUAAGGACUUUUACACACUUGCAUUAAACCGUGGGCUUUUUGAAAUGUAUUUGUACUAAAAACAAAAGGUACAAUGUUUGUUUCUCAUUUUAUGUACAAAGAAAGGGCAAAGCAACACAUUUUGUAAAUAUAUUUUAUGUACAAAUUUCAAACUAUGAUAACUGUGGAUUUUGUUUAGUUGGAUGAUUUUUUUUGUUAAAUAAAUAAAGCUUUAUUUAUCUUUCCUCUU
Molecule: messenger RNA, 6581 nt
Organism: Gasterosteus aculeatus aculeatus (three-spined stickleback)
Lineage: Eukaryota; Metazoa; Chordata; Actinopteri; Perciformes; Gasterosteidae
Source: RefSeq, a predicted model, not a curated record